AUGUCUGGACUUGACUGGGAUAAACCCCUCUCUGUGGAGGAUGAUCACCCGCGGAAGAAGCGCCGCAAGUAUAUUGCCAAAGCCUGCAAUGAAUGCAAGCGUCGCAAGAUUAAAUGCAACGGCGAGGCACCGUGUCAGCGCUGCGGACGUCAAAAUAUUGAAUGCAUCUACGUUGAGAAUCCCCAAAGGGACAGCCCGAAUGAACAGGAGUAUGUUCGCGUGAAAUUGGCAGAGUUGGCAGUCACUGACCUCCUCAGAAAUUUCGAGCGCCUUUUCGAUCAAAUGAAAGUAAUGCAAGACCAGAUUUCCUUGCUAUCAGCCACUGUUCGGUCGAUUGCUAGCAAUGAGCAUUCUCCUAUUGGAGGUGUUCCCAUCACAAGUAGCUAUGGAUCUGGGUCUACCCAGCGGUCUCUUCGGCGUGUAUCUACAGCCAGAGAGACUACAUUCCAAGGCCCGACAACUUCGGCAUUCAGCUUGGAUCUAGCCAAGUCUAGUUUGCAGCAGCGCGGGAUUGUGGAACGUGGCGAGGCUCUCGAUGAAGCCGAUAUGACGCAGGAACCUUCACCGGUGGCAUCUCCAUCAGCAUCGGCCAGGGAACAUCUCACGAACCAAGUCGUGGAUCCCCUCUGGACUCUUAAUAAGAACGAGGCACUGCGUCUUUGUCAAGUGUACGAAGAAGAAAUGGGCAUCAUGUACCCUGUCUUGGAGCUCGUGGAGCUCUUGAGCCAGGUGCAUAUGUUGUAUGGCCCAAUAGAUCGUGCCCUUGAGCCGGCUAUAAAACACAAUAUCAAUGGAGUAGAUCGUGAGGAUGUGCAUAUUCUCCGUCUUGUGUUUGCUUGUGCUUUGACAGCCGAGGCUAGCGGUCGCAGUGAGCAGGCUAUUGCACUCUUUGAUAGUGUACGAGAAGUCCAGGACAAUUGCGUCUGGGGCCCGCCUGAAAUCAAGAGUAUCAUCUUCUUGACUCUUGUGUCGAUAUUCUAUUUUCAGAUGGAUGAGGAGACAUUGGCGUGGCGCACCAUUGGCAUUGUCGAGCGCAUGUGUUUAGAGAAAGGCCUUCACAGACGAGAAACUCUCAACCAGCCAGCUAUUGUGGCCGCUGGAAAGGAACGUGUCCUUCGACUCUUUUGGUCAAUUUACAUCCUGGACAUGCGUUGGAGUUUUGGAACCGGCAUGCCAUUCUCAUUAGAAGAUACAGACAUCGAUCCAUGGCUACCAGAGCCCGCCGAGAAGACUCCAUACCUACGCGUCAUGAUUCGAUAUAGCCGCAUUGCAGCCAAGGUGUGGAAGUUCAUCUCCGCGUUCAACAAUACCAAUGAGAUCAAAAAAGACGAAAUGAACUAUUUGGAUUGGCAAGUUUUGAGCUGGGUGCAUGCCAUCCCCGAGUCAUUGCAAUUGGAUCAUCCAAGUUCCACGGAGUCUGCAUCCGCCACCGAUAAUUCAAGAAGCAUGCGACGACUCCGUGCCUUGCUUUACCUUCGCGCUAAUCAGCUGCGGAUGCUCAUUCAUCGCCCCGUUCUUCAUACUGCAGCACAUAUUGUGCGAUACCCAUCUGAGUCAGAGACCGUGGUGGAAAUUGCCAAAGAUACAAUCCGCUUCAUCACUCGCUUGAAUGAAACUUCCGAUAUCUACCAGCUGCAACAAGUCGCCUUCAAUUGGUUCCUGGUCUCGGCCCUUGCAGUUCUUUUCCUGGCAGUGGCUCAGGCUCCGACUCAAUUCAGUGGUUCGUGCAAGGAGGAGUUCUUCUGGGCAUUGGAACUGGUCAAGGGGUUCUCGGCCCAAUCGUACAUCUCCCGCCGACUAUGGAAUUCAAUCCGGAGCCUUCGCAAGCUUGGUCCUCAAUUGGGACUUGGCGUGCAGAAGCAGCGACUGGAUGUUCAUGCUGCAGAAGGUAGUGAUCCCUACAACGCGAAUCUUUCACCUGCGUUGGCUCCUACUAUCAGCACGCAAAGCCAGACUCCAUUAGACGGUGCACAGAUGACGCAGGAGCUGAUGGAAUGGUUCGAAGCAGUAGGCAAUCUUGAGGAUCAAAUUAUGGGGAUGGGGACAGGUCCUGCGCCAAACGGAGGACCUUACCAGCCGACACCUAACGGGGGCUUCGUGUUUGACUAUGGCGAAGAAUUGUCGAGUGUGAUGAAGGAAUGUUUUUGA
Molecule: messenger RNA, 2148 nt
Organism: Penicillium nucicola
Lineage: Eukaryota; Fungi; Ascomycota; Eurotiomycetes; Eurotiales; Aspergillaceae
Product: putative C6 transcription factor
Exons: 3
Coding region: 1-2148 (715 amino acids)
Biological process (GO): DNA-templated transcription; positive regulation of transcription from RNA polymerase II promoter by galactose
Cellular component (GO): nucleus
Molecular function (GO): RNA polymerase II cis-regulatory region sequence-specific DNA binding; zinc ion binding; DNA-binding transcription factor activity, RNA polymerase II-specific
Source: RefSeq, a predicted model, not a curated record